AUGGCGGAUGCAGUGGGUGUCCGUGACGGUGUCGAGAAACCGUCAGUUUUAAUAAUUGGAGGUUUGGGUUAUAUCGGUCGUUUUCUUGCAAAAUACAUUCAUACAAAUUCCCUUUGCAGUACUGUCCGUCUGGUCGAUAAAGUCCUCCCACAGCUCGCCCACCUUGCCCCAGAGUUUACCGAACCAUGCCACCAAUCCAUCUUCCUCCAGGCCGACGCCUCACGAGAAGCAUCGAUGUCCCGCAUCUUCGAGCGGCCCGACGGCUCUACAAAACCUUGGGAUUACGUCUUCAACUUGGGAGGAGAGACCGCCCUGUCCCAAGCACUGGAGGUGUACAAACUACGAAGUGUAGCACUGAGCGUCACACUGGGAAGAGAAGCAGCAAGGAGAGGAGUCAAAGCGUUCGUAGAAGCAAGCACAGGCAUGGUAUAUGCGCCAUCGCGCAACCCUCGAAAAGAAACCGACAAGCUCAAACCUUGGCUCAAGCUGGCCAAAUGCAAACUCGAAGCCGAAGAAGCCCUGUCCAAGAUCCCCGGACUCAACCUCGUUAUCCUCCGUCUCGCACACGUCUACGGUGAAUACGAUGCCGGAUUCAUCGCCAAAGCCCUCUGUCUGGCCCGGGUAUACCAAGAGCAGGAGCGAGAGCUGAAAUGGUUGUGGACCGAGGAUCUACGCAUCAACACCGUGCACGUCGAGGACGUAGCAAGAGCGCUUUGGAAAGCCGCGGAAUGGAGGGCGGUGAACAGCACCAUACCCGCCGAUGCAGCAGCAGCCGCGCCAGAAUCUCCCACCUCUCCACGACGAAGCGGCGCCCAAUUUUCAACCUAG
This is a messenger RNA of Endocarpon pusillum Z07020, 828 nucleotides long. RefSeq lists its product as uncharacterized. Lineage: Eukaryota; Fungi; Ascomycota; Eurotiomycetes; Verrucariales; Verrucariaceae. The coding region runs from base 1 to 828 and encodes 275 amino acids. The transcript has 2 exons. The record is from RefSeq and is a predicted model, not a curated record.